This is a messenger RNA of Gryllus bimaculatus (two-spotted cricket), 1002 nucleotides long. The record is from the annotation of a GenBank genome assembly. Lineage: Eukaryota; Metazoa; Arthropoda; Insecta; Orthoptera; Gryllidae.
GCCGCCGCCGCCUCGCGCUCCGCGAUUGCUCCGCCCGCUGCUCGCGCCGCUGCUCGUAAGAGCUGAACACUUUUGCUGAACUUUGCAUAUUGAAGGGGACGAAUGAAGGACGAGCCGAGCGCCGCCACCAUGGCGCUCCGGAGACACGUCACCGCCUCCGCCGCCGCCGCCGCCGCCACGGCGCUGCUCCUGCUGCUGCUGCUGCUGGCGCCUGCGGACGCCGCCGCCGGAGCCACGCCGAUCCACAAGCACAUGAGCCCCGCUGAGCUGCGACACGUCUUCCAAGUCGACUCGCACGAUCUUGUGCCGCAGUACGAGGUGGUGCGCCUGCGCUCGUCGCCGGGCGCGGGCGGGGCGGAGGGCGCGGAGGGCGCGGCGGCGGGGGCGGGGGGCCGGGCCCGGCACGGUAUUGACAACACCAAUUUCAUCACAACAAACACCAACAAACAAAAUCGGCAGAGAGAGGAGGAGGAGAUCGGGCAGGCGUUCCAGGACGAGCAGACGCUGGCGGCGCUGCUGCUGCGCAAGGACGCCCGGGACGGGAAGCUGCUCAUGGAGGGCACCAUCGGCCACGACCUGGUGCUGAAGCCGGUGCCCGCGCGGGUGCGCCAGCACCUGGACGACGCGGCGGAGGACGCGGACGCCGACGCGGAGGAGAGCGCGGAGGACGACGAGGCGUGGCUGGACGAGGCGGGCGAGGACCCGCGCGACGACGUGGCCGUGGGCGGCGGCUUCCCGCUGGGCCGCGCGCGCCGCGCCGCCCCAGAGCCCACGCACCCGCACAUCGUCUUCCGGCGCAGCGCCUCGGCCGCCGGCCCGCCCUCCGACUACGGUGAGCACUGCGCACCCCCCACGAAUUUCGAUAAUUUGAUUUACUUUCUUCUCAAAUCAAUAAAAACUGUAUGUGGCUUACGACAAAGUUUAACUGAUCCACUCCUCAGUUUCAGUAUAAGUAUUUUAUUUCCAAGAACUAAUCUUACUUUACUAAAUGUCUUACUUUGA